CAGACACAAACACAGACACACACACACACACACACACACACUUUCCUCCGCUCAGCCUGAAGGACGCACAGAGCAGCCGGAGCAGAAAAAAACAGGAACAUUUGGAACAUUUGGAAAUAUCGAAACAGGGAAGUUGGAUCUGAGCGUGUGUCUUUGAGCAGGAGGAACAGUCCCGUCAUCAGCAUGUUCAGCUGGGUGAAACAGGAGCAAGGUGGACGCAACAAGGACGGAGAGAUGUACCAGACGGUGACGGAGGGGCUGCAGACCCUUUACACCAAGAAGCUGCUGCCGCUGGAGGAAGCUUACCUCUUCCAUGACUUCCACUCUCCGGCCCUGGAGGCCGCCGACUUCCAGAGCAAGCCCAUGGUGCUGCUGGUCGGCCAGUACUCCACCGGGAAAACCACCUUCAUCAGGUACUUGUUGGAGCAGGAUUUUCCGGGGAUGCGUAUCGGUCCAGAGCCGACCACGGACGGCUUCAUCGCGGUGAUGCACGGAGACAACGAGGGCGUCGUCCCCGGCAACGCCUUGGUGGUCGACCCCAAGAAACCCUUCAGGAAGCUCAACGCAUUCGGGAACUCCUUCCUUAACAGGUUUAUCUGCUCUCAGAUGCCCAAUCAGGUUCUUCAGAGCAUCAGCAUCAUCGACACUCCCGGCAUCCUCUCUGGAGAGAAGCAACGAAUCAGCAGAGGUUACGACUUUGCGGAAGUUCUGCGUUGGUUCGGAGAACGCGUGGAUCGGAUCAUUCUGCUGUUUGACGCUCACAAACUGGACAUCUCCGACGAAUUCUCCGAAGCUAUCCGAGCAUUCAAAGGGCAAGACGACAAGAUCCGAGUCGUUCUCAACAAGGCCGACCAGGUGGACACGCAGCAGCUGAUGCGGGUGUACGGCGCCCUCAUGUGGUCACUUGGGAAGGUGAUCAACACUCCGGAGGUGGUGAGAGUUUACCUCGGCUCCUUCUGGGCCAAACCGCUGCAGAACACUGAGAACAGGCGUCUGUUCGAGGCGGAGUCUCAGGAUCUCUUCAGGGACAUUCAGAGUCUCCCGAGGAACGCGGCGCUCCGUAAACUCAACGACCUCAUCAAGAGAGCGCGGCUCGCCAAGGUGCACGCUUACAUCAUCAGCUACCUGAAGAAGGAGAUGCCGUCUCUGUUCGGCCGGGAGAAGAAGAAGGAGGAGCUGAUCAUGAGGCUGCCGGAGAUCUACACCAUCCUGCAGAGAGAGCAUCACAUCAGCCCCGGAGACUUCCCCAACGUCGCCAAGAUGCAGGACAUGCUGCAGCACUACGACUUCAGUAAGUUCCCGUCUCUGAAGAUGAAGCUCAUCGAGUCGGUGGAUAAGAUGUUGGCCAAUAAGAUCGCCGUGCUGAUGGCCAUGAUCCGCGACGAGGAGUCCAAGGCGCCGCCGGUGUUGGUGUCGGGCGGCGCCUUCGAGGGCUCCCAGGACGGGCCCUUCGGUCAGGGCUACGGCGAAGGCAUCAGCGCCGGGGCCGACGCCGAGGACUGGAUCGUGAGCCGGGACAAACACCGCUACGACGAGAUCUUCUACACGCUGAUGCCCGUCAACGGCAAGAUCACCGGCGUCAACGCCAAGAAGGAGAUGAUGAACUCGCGGCUGCCCAACACGGUUCUGGGGAAGAUCUGGAAGCUGGCCGACUGCGACAAGGACGGCAUGCUGGACGACGAGGAGUUCGCGCUCGCUCAGCAUCUCAUCAAAGUCAAACUGGAGGGAUACGAGCUUCCCAGCGAGCUUCCCGAGCACCUGGUGCCUCCGAUUCACCGCAAGAACCCGACCGCGGACGCCAUGUACAACCACAGCGAGGACUAGAGCGCCCGACGCCGCCACCAAAGAGACUGACUGAGCGGAAGCAUCAACGUUUCUGCUGCUGAUGUUCAGACUGACAGAGAAACACAUCAGCAGAUCUACCUGCUCCAGAAGGUCCAACAUCCAAUAAAACCUAAAUAUAUAGAUAGAUAUAUAAAUAUAUAAAUAUAACAGGCCAGCAAACACUCUAAUUAAGUGUCAGAGCAUUUUAAUACACUUUUUAUUUGGUCAGAUUUGAUGUAAAGUGAAAUUUAAGACACCAAACAUAUGAUUUCCUGCAUACUGUGGCCUCAUAUUUCACUAAUUCUGCUUUAAUUUUGGACACUUUUAUCCUGAUAUUCAACCUAUUUAACCUUCAUUCUUCUUCUUUUUUUUAUUCUGCCUCUGUGUGUGUUGUUUGGUCAUUUGAGACAAAACAGUGAUGAGCAACUUUGCUGAUCCUCCCUCCUCCUCCUCGUCUUCAUCACUGUAAAAUAUUUAACAUGAAGGAAGAAGAAGAAGAAACUUUAUUUUUUUGUGCUUCACUGCAACACAAAGUGCUUUAAAGAUACAGAUGAAUGUAAUAAAAUAGGAGAUAAAAAUAACCCUUCCUGUCUCUGUGUGGAGAUGAAUCAGCUAAAAGUCAAUUAGAUGCAGUUUGAAUGGAGCCGCAUUAGCAGCCGGCCGCCGAGAUAAACACACAACACAUUAAUAAAUCAGCUUUUAUGCCGUUUACAGUUUUGAUUCUUCACAUUUCAGUCUCAUAUUUCAUUUCAGACUCCUUUUUUAGUCCCGUAAAUAUCAAAACAAUGUCACCUCAGCACCUCAGUAUUAUAAAGUCCUGGACGUGGCUCUAAAUAAAAGAUUGAUGGGUUGAUAUGGAGGCUAGAGCUGCAAUUAAUACAUAUCCAAACCAUAAUUUUAUUAAAAAUGGCAUUAAAGUCCAUGAUAUUGUCCUCAUUUUGCUUGUUUUAUCAGACCAAUCAUUCAAAACAUUAAGAUAUGCAAUGUAAAGCUGCCACUACUGAUUAUAUGCAUCAUCAAUUUAAUCUUUCUAUUUUCACCUUUUAGUUGUUUAUUCAUUAAAAGUGGUAAAAAGCUGAAUAUGACGUCUUCAAACUCAAAGAUAUUCAGUUUACUGUCACAGAAAGAGUGAAGAAACCAGAAAAUAAUCACAUUAAGAAGCUGGAAUUUAGAGAUUAGAGACAUGUUUUUCUUUUCUUUUCUUUAAAAAAUGACUCAAACAAUUAUCAAAAUUGUUGGUGAUUAAUUUAAUAGUCGCUUGUUGCAGCUGUAAUUUAAUUUACUGUGAUACACGACAAAUACAGAGCAGCAAAUUGGCAAUUUUGGGAAUCUGGAACCAAAGCAUGUUGAGAAAAAUCAUCAAUAAAUCAUUAAAUUAGUUGCUAAUAGGCUUUGGAAGCAUCACGGGAUUAAAAAUGUAAAAAAAAGUGAUUUGCAAUACAGUCAUAAACAGACUGCGAGUGAAACUGUAGUUUACGAGGAGCACUCGAACGCAUCAUGUAAUACCACCUCUGACCACUAUAUGAGUUGUAGUUGAGGAGUGGCGCUGUUCGCUUUCCCGCCGGUUGCCUCCAGAGGAAAAUGUAGAGGAAGUGAUUCAAAGUUCAUAACAAACAUUAGCUGAAAAGUUUAAAUACAAAUCUGAAUUAUUCGCUGGUUUUUUUCAGUUUUUUUGUGAAUGAAACUCGUCAGAUUUUUAUUUAUUCGAGCUGAUAUUCAUCUCGUGGCCUUCAGUGAUAUCUGUUCCUGUCGGUUAAUCAGCUGUUUCCGCUCUGCUACCUGAACAGGUAAGAACAACGCGUUAUUACCGUAAUAACUGCUCAGUUUGUGGGUUCAGGUGGUUUACUGAAGCAUAUUUUUACGGGUCUGAGGGAUUUUAUUUUAAUAAGGAGUCAGGUUGGUGCAGGUAUUAUUUAAAAGAAAACUGAUCGGCGCAUCACUACUAGACAUUACGGUAACACCUGCAGCUGCUUUAACGCAAACGUCACAUUACCGUAAUACCUGUAAAAUAUCAAAGGUGUGAAAAAAUAUAGAUGACGCCCAAAGCCUAAUUCUGCAUUAAAUUAAUUAUAUUUUAAUCAACAAGGUAAAUAAUCAAUUACAGCUCUAGUUGCAUAUCUUUGUUUCCUGUGAAUGUGCAUUUAGAAAGUGAUCAUUUAGAGAUAAUUACUGUCAAUACAUUUGAUAGUUGAUGUGCAAAUGUAGGGACAAAAUCAAGUAUCACGAUAUUUUAGACCGAAUACCUCGAUAUCUUUAUCACAACAAUAAUGUAAAGAUGAUUCUUGAUGCUUUCACAAAAUAUUUGCAUGAUGAAAUUUUGGAUAAAUAAUCAUUAGUAAUGCGGAUAUAAUGACAAACUGGGUGAAAGGUAAAUAACAGCACAACUUAAACAGUCUGUUAAGUUCAGAAAAUUAUAUAUUUUACUGUAAUGCAGCUUUAAAACCAAGAAAAGACACUGAUGACAUCACAAUAUUACGAUAUUCAACAUCUAAGACGAUAUCUUGUCUCAUAUCACGAUAUGGAUAUAAUAUCAAUAUAUUGUCCAGCUCUAUGAUCAAUACAAUUUUGAGAAUAUUUACACUUUAUCUAUCAAGAAUAAACUAAAAAAAACCUUUAUGGGCGACAGUGUUUUUAGUUUCUGUAGAUAAAAGUGUA
Scomber scombrus (Atlantic mackerel) is the source of this 4479-nucleotide messenger RNA. RefSeq names its product EH-domain containing 4 (gene ehd4). Gene Ontology annotation, cellular component: plasma membrane; cytoplasm. The record is from RefSeq and is a predicted model, not a curated record. Gene Ontology annotation, biological process: endosomal transport; endocytosis. Gene Ontology annotation, molecular function: protein binding; GTP binding; calcium ion binding. NCBI's taxonomy places the organism in Eukaryota, Metazoa, Chordata, Actinopteri, Scombriformes, Scombridae.